AUGCCUCAUAUUGGCUCACGUUUUAGGAAUCUCGUGUGUCCCUUUAAAGUCUCCUUGUGCAAGGUGAAGCCGACGUCAGGAUCAAAAGUGGAUCACCUUGGAUUCCUAGAGCUUGCUUCUGGCACGGAUCCUAUCGUCGAUAUUGUCGCAAUCCAUGGAUUACAGGGUCACAGAGAGAAUACAUGGAUGACAGACGGCGGAACCCUGUGGCUGCGUGACUUCCUGCCCGCCGACUUGUCCAAUGCUCGAAUCUUGACAUAUGGAUAUGACGCCGAUACUCGUAGCCCCGAGUGUGUAUCAACUCAGACGAUGCGCCGGCACGCCGAAGGGUUCGCCUGGGCGCUCGCGAGAACGCGCAGGGGGAAUCCUCGACGACCCAUCAUCUUUCUAGCACAUGAUUUAGGGUGUAUCAUUCUCCAAUGGGCCCUGGCACUCUGUCACAAUCAGACACUGCAGUCGAAAUGCGAGCUCCGAGACAUUCUGAUCUCCACCGAAGCAAUCUUAUUCUUCGGAACCCCAGAUUUCGGUAUCGAAGUCUCCCUUCUUGAGGCCAUUAGUCACUUGGCUUCGAUGUACAUAGGGGCGAAAGACGUCAUGGUCAAGGAUCUCCGAUCUAACUCAUCUGAGUUAGAGGACAUACAAAGUCGCUACGUCGAGGCAAGCGCGGACAUCAACAGCACAUUCUUGUGUGGAGAAUAUGCGGCUGGAAGUCUGGAUUUCUCAACUUCGAGCAAUCGAAACCCCGCAGCGAUUGUCCUCCACGCCUCCCUUCGUGAUAUGGUCAAAUUCUCAGUCAAAGCGAACGACAAUUAUCAAACGGUUCUUCAGUACCUCAAGGACUACGUUGAAAAUGCCGUGGAGGACAUAAAAGAAAGGUGGUUUACGGAGGAUAAUCGCCGCAGCGCUGCAAAGGAAGAGCCGGUCUCUGAGGUGUCCAUGUUUCCAAAAUCCUGCCCACCUGCGUGGAGAAUGUACAUCGAACGAACACAUGUUCAGUCCCUCAUCACGCAGAACUUGCUUCCGGCCCAACCCACGGAUCGUCAACCACGAUGUAUAUUACACGGGAUAGGAGGCUCAGGAAAAACACAGCUUGCAUUGAAAUGGAUCCAGGAACAUGAAACCCGCUUUACUCGGGUGAUAUACGUCGACGCCUCCAGUAAAACUCAGUUGGAAAUGGACUUAAAGCGGUCAAUUCGGUGCUUAGGCCUCGAAUACAGCAAGAUGAGCUGGAAGGAUGCCAUCGCGUACCUGGAGGGCAAAGAGAAGGGAUGGCUACUCUUCCUCGACAACGCGGACGCACCAGACCUCGAUCUUACCCCUUACAUCCCAAAAUCCACUCAUGGAGCGGUCAUGCUUACUACAAGGAACAAUAAAAGCGUUAACUACGCUCCCGAUGGAGCAGUCCCUGUUGGCCCCCUCGAGGAGGCUGAAGCGCUCAGCCUCCUUCACAAAGUCGCAGAAGUCACCCCUGCAUCCGAUGCCAAAUCUUUGGAGAUAGUAAGGGAGCUAGGGAUGCUGGCGCUUGCAAUUACUCAGGCAGGGGUCUACAUUCGCGCCACGCGGCGCCUCGAAGACUAUCUCGACAUUUUUCGGAAGAGUCGGAGGCGCCUUUUGAGAAGGAAGCCAGAGUUUGGGUCCGAGUAUACAUCCUCGACCUAUACUGCUUUCAACCUAUCAUUCCGGAAACUAAAGACAAAACCACAGGAGUUCCUGAAGCUAUGCGCGUUCCUCCAUCAUUCACUCAUUCCGCUCUCUCUUUUUGAGCGAUCUGUAGGAUCUGGUUUCACUACCUACACGGUUCUGGAAAGCUGCCCUCCGCCAAAGAGUGAUCAGAGGUCCAUAUCAAAGCUAAAAGCAGUUUUUGGCGAGACAUGGGACGCAGAUGGGUUCCAAGAAAUAGUUGAUUCCGCCUCAAAAGCGUCGUUUAUCGACGUUUCGACAGACGGGCUAUUCUACACUGUCCAUCCUCUACUUCAGACCUAUAUCAAGGACUCGCUUGUUGGAUUGGAGAAUGAGCAUUAUUGCCGCGUGACAGCACAACUUAUCCUCGGGGCAAUCCGGCCACCAGAUGGGAAUAACGCUCAGCUUUGGCAACUCCUUCCUCACGCCAACAGCAUUCCGAGGCAAGUACAAUCAAAGGACGUGGCACACGUAUUGGCAUUUUACACGCUUUACGACUCUCUAGGGAGUUGGACUGCGUGUCGGGACUUACUGCAGUCUGCUCAGGCGGCUCUCCAGCUCAUACAAGACGAAGGGCAUGAAGAAUCAAUGUACAUUGACACGAAACUUGCCGAAACCCUUCGAUCUUGCGGUCAAUGGGAAGAAGCAGAAAAACUGCAGCGAGACCUACUUGCUCGACGGCUCAAGGUCUCUGGAGACCGACAUCCAGACACGAUCACGGCAAUGAAUAACCUUGCAUCGAUCUUGUAUAGCCGAGGGCAGCUGGAGGAGGCGGAGACGACGCAGCAAAAAGUACUCGCUCUGCGGCUCGAGAUCUCUGGACCACGGCAUUCCGACGCCAUCGUGGCAAUGAACAACCUCGCGGCGACCUUGCGUGGUCGUGGUCAGUUGGACGAAGCCGAGAAGAUGCAGCGAGACGUGCUCGCUCUGCGGCUCGAGAUCUCUGGACCACGGCAUCCCGACACCAUCAUGGCAAUGAACAACCUCGCGUGGACCUUGCAUGGUCGUGGUCAGUUGGACGAAGCCGAGAAGAUGCAGCGAGACGCGCUCGCUCUGCGGCUCGAGAUCUCUGGACCACGGCAUCCCGACACCAUCACGGCAAUGAACAACCUUGCGUGGACCUUGCGUGGUCGUGGUCAGUUGGACGAAGCUGAGAAGAUGCAGCGAGACGUGCUCGCUCUGCGGCUCGAGAUCUCUGGACCACGGCAUCCCGACACCAUCAUGGCAAUGAACAACCUCGCGGCGACCUUGCGCGGUCGUGGUCAGUUGGACGAAGCUGAAAAGAUGCAGCAAGACGUGCUCGCUCUGCGGCUCGAGACCUCUGGACCACGGCAUCCCGACACCAUCAUGGCAAUGAACAACCUCGCGUGGACCUUGCAUGAUCGUGGUCAGUUGGACGAAGCCGAGAAGAUGCAGCGAGACGCGCUCGCUCUGCGGCUGGAGAUCUCUGGACCACGGCACCCCGACACCAUCAUGGCAAUGAACAACCUCGCGGCGACCUUGUGUGGUCGUGGUCAGUUGGACAAAGCCGAGAAGAUGCAGCGAGACGUGCUCGCUCUGCGACUCGAGAUCUCUGGACCACGGUAUCCUGGCACCAUCGCUGCAAUGCACUGCCUUGCCAUGACCUUGCGUGAUCGUGGUCAGUUGGACGAAGCCGAAAAGAUGCAGCGAGACGUGCUCGCUCUGCGGCUCGAGAUCUCUGGACCACGGCAUCCCGACACCAUCAUGGCAAUGAACAACCUCGCGUGGACCUUGCGUGAUCGUGGUCAGUUGGACGAAGCCGAAAAGAUGCAGCGAGACGUGCUCGCUCUGUGGCUCGAGAUCUCUGGACCACGGCAUCCCGGCACAAUCAUGGCAAUGAACAACCUCGCGGAGACUUUGCGUGGUCGUGGUCAGUUGGACGAAGCCGAGAAGAUGCAGCGAGACGUUCUCGCUCUGCGGCUCGAGUUCUCUGGAUCAGGGCAUCCCGAUACCAAUACGGUAAUAAACAAUCUCGCGUUGAUCUUGGAUAAUUGCGGGAAGACGGAGGAGGCGGAGAGGAUACGGCAAGAUGUGCGUGCCUUGCAGCUUCAGGGUUCUGGGUAA
Serendipita indica DSM 11827 is the source of this 3765-nucleotide messenger RNA. Lineage: Eukaryota; Fungi; Basidiomycota; Agaricomycetes; Sebacinales; Serendipitaceae. The record is from the annotation of a GenBank genome assembly.